AAUAAGCAUAGCGCCCAGACAGCCGUUUCUUAACUGGCUCUCUCAUCAUCUCCCUCCAUGCCUCAUUCAUGGCAAAAUGGUGUUUUUCGUUCCCCAUACGCUCCUACCCUUUUACUAUUUACUCUUUUCUGAAGCAAAAUUACGCACUCGUAUCUAAUUCAUAACUUCUGUAAACUGUUCUUGCCUCUCAAAAUCACGUAAUCAAACAGUCAUCACCAAUCACCGCUGGUUUUUUGCAGACUUAGCUUGAUUUGCUAUCGCUAUCUGAGUAUCAGUUCGGUGAUUAAAUAAUCGGAGAAGGACGUUAAGAGGGGCAAUCGAAUUUAAUUGGCUUCGGGGUUUGUAAAAUUUGGGGAAGAAGGAGCGAUGUCUAGAUUUGAAGGAGUUCUUAUUUCUGAUCAUUGGCUACAAAGCCAGUUUACUCAAGUUCAACUUCAUAGCCUCAAAUCCAAGUUUAUAGCAUUGAAGAAUCAAAAUGGGCAAGUUCUUGUUGAGGAUUUGCCAGCUUUGUUUCUGAAAUUGAAGCCUUUCAAUGACAUGUUUACAGAGGAUGAAAUCAGGGAUGUGUUACAAUCAUCUGGUUCUGAUACUAGUAACAAAGUGGAAUUUGAAGAAUUUCUCAGGGCUUAUGUAACUCUGCAAUCAAAAGUUGUGAACAAAUCGGGUGACUCAAAGAACUCAUCUUCCUUUCUUAAUGCAACAACCACAACACUACUUCACACAAUUGAUGAAUCAGAAAAGAAAUCUUAUGUUGCUCAUAUCAAUAGCUAUCUUAGGGAUGAUCCAUUUAUGAAGCAGUUUCUUCCCAUAGAUCCUGCUACAAAUGCCUUGUUUGAGCUUGCUAGAGAUGGAGUUCUUCUAUGUAAACUUAUCAAUGUAGCUGUUCCGAAUACAAUAGAUGAAAGAGCUAUCAACACAAAGAGAAUACUGAACCCUUGGGAAAGAAAUGAAAAUCAUACUCUUUGCCUCAAUUCUGCUAAGGCUAUAGGAUGCACAGUGGUCAAUAUUGGCACACAGGAUCUCAUUGAGGGAAGACCUCAUUUGGUACUUGGUCUAAUCUCUCAAAUCAUAAAGAUCCAACUCCUUGCAGAUCUUAACCUUAGGAAGACACCACAGCUUGUGGAACUUGUGGAGGACAACAAUGAUGUGGAGGAGCUUAUGGGAUUAGCACCCGAAAAACUGUUACUAAAAUGGAUGAACUUUCAUCUUAAAAAAGCAGGUUACAAGAAACCUGUAACAAAUUUCUCAUCUGAUCUUAAGGAUGGAGAAGCGUAUGCAUAUCUGCUCAAUGUUCUUGCCCCUGAACAUGGAAAUCCAGCCACUCUUGAUGCUAAGGAUCCUGUCCAAAGGGCAGAUUUGGUACUUCACCAUGCGGAAAAAAUGGAUUGCAAAAGAUACUUGACUCCAAAGGACAUAGUUGAAGGCUCAUCGAAUCUUAAUCUUGCAUUUGUUGCACAAAUAUUCCACCAAAGGAAUGGCCUAUCAACUGAUAACAAAAAGAUUUCUUUUGCUGAAAUGAUGACAGAUGAUGUGCAAAUGUCUAGAGAUGAAAGGUGCUUUAGACUUUGGAUCAAUAGUUUUGGAAUUUCUUCUUAUGUCAACAACUUGUUUGAAGAUGUCAGAAACGGAUGGGUACUUUUGGAAGUUUUAGACAAAGUUUCUCCAGGAUCAGUUAACUGGAAGCAAUCAUCAAAACCCCCUAUUAAGAUGCCAUUUAGAAAAGUCGAAAAUUGCAAUCAAGUCAUUAAGAUUGGAACUCAAUUGAAAUUUUCACUUGUGAAUUUAGCUGGAAAUGAUUUCGUUCAAGGGAAUAAGAAACUCAUACUUGCUUUCUUAUGGCAAUUAAUGAGAUUUCACAUGCUUCAACUUUUGAAGAACUUGAGAUCACAUUCACAAGGGAAGGAGAUAACAGAUGGGGAUAUUUUGAAGUGGGCAAACAAAAAAGUGAAAAACACAGGAAGAACAUCUCAAAUAGAGAGUUUUAAGGAUAAACAGCUCUCAAGUGGCAUAUUUUUCCUUCAGCUUUUGAGUGCAGUAGAGCCCAGGGUUGUCAACUGGAACCUUGUAACCAAGGGUGCAAGUGAUGAGGAAAAGAAGUUGAAUGCAACUUACAUAAUCAGUGUUGCCCGAAAGCUAGGGUGCUCGAUUUUCUUGCUGCCUGAAGACAUCAUGGAGGUGAAUCAGAAGAUGAUACUUAUGCUGACAGCCAGCAUUAUGUACUGGAGUCUGCAACGAUCUCGUGAUAAGUCGGAAUCGGAAUUGGAAUUGGAAUUGGAAUCAUCUCCGGCAUCGGUUUUGGAGAUUCCGGAAGCAUCACCGGAAUCAUCUUCGGUGAAUGGGGAUCGUGAUAACUUCACGGGUGUUGAGAUAUCCAAGUUGUCGAUUGAUGAUAAUGGGGUUAUGUCGAUGGUAGAAAAUAGUGACACUUUGUUGCAAUAAUGUGUACAUAUUGUUGUUAGGUAGAAUCUUAAUAUCAGGAGUUUUGGUUUACGUUUCUUUGGAAUAAUAUGGGAAGCUAUACAAGUUUUCUUUUUUACUUAAUGUAGAAUGAAUUAAGGCUA
Molecule: messenger RNA, 2561 nt
Organism: Lactuca sativa (garden lettuce)
Lineage: Eukaryota; Viridiplantae; Streptophyta; Magnoliopsida; Asterales; Asteraceae
Product: fimbrin-1
Biological process (GO): actin filament bundle assembly; actin filament network formation
Cellular component (GO): cytoplasm; actin filament bundle; actin filament
Molecular function (GO): calcium ion binding; actin filament binding
Source: RefSeq, a predicted model, not a curated record